This is a messenger RNA of Thermochaetoides thermophila DSM 1495, 3156 nucleotides long. RefSeq lists its product as uncharacterized. NCBI's taxonomy places the organism in Eukaryota, Fungi, Ascomycota, Sordariomycetes, Sordariales, Chaetomiaceae. Gene Ontology annotation, cellular component: cytosol; cytoplasmic stress granule. Bases 1 to 3156 code for a protein of 1051 amino acids. The transcript is spliced from 2 exons. Gene Ontology annotation, biological process: mRNA stabilization; positive regulation of translation. Gene Ontology annotation, molecular function: RNA cap binding. The record is from RefSeq and is a predicted model, not a curated record.
AUGUCGACCGCUACGCCAUUUUCCUACGCGCAAGCCGCGAGAGGCCGCACCACUUCGCAAGCGAGUCCGCAGACCACGAGCCCAGCCCCCUCGACGACCGGAUCUCAGUCGAAGGACGAGACCCCGGCCAACGUCCCCUCUCAAACAGCCAUCUCCGUCACUGCCAAUGGCACCGAUGUUAAGGAAGCAGAGCAGAAUGUUCAGCAGUCAGUCGAGAGUGCGGCCGUGAAACAAGAGUCUGAGGCUUCGUCAGUCGCAGGCGGUCCCGCUCCUUCGACAACCUCAACCACAGAGCAGACUGGCAAAAAUGCCAACGAGAGUGGCAAGCAGCCUGAAUCCCGUCGCGGCGGCAACAGCGAGGACAAGAGCUCCCGUUCGACCAGCAGGACUUCACGGGUCAACGAUAGCUCAGAUGGCAGGAAAGGCCGCAAGGGUAAGAAGGGCCGGUCUGGUGAUAAGGACGAGCAAAACGAACCGAACCAGGAAGAGGAAGCCGAAAAGGCGAAGGAGCCGCCGAAGCCUGUCAUCCUCACUGAGGCCCCUGUGCCGACCGUCAACCCCUGGGCUCAGCGGAUGGAGGCUCAGAAGGCGAAGGCCAAACUUGCUGCUCAACAAGCGUCAGAGGCUUCCAGCGCUGCUGCUGGCGGCGAUUCUAAGACUCAAGAGACAGCUGGUGCUACCGUGAACGGCGACAAGUGGGCGAAGAAGCCCGGCGAGCAGGCUGCUCGGAGAAAUGGUCCUCGUGGUGGCCGUGCCAACGAUAAGGACGACAAGCCCCCCGUGGCGCUUCCUCCCGUUGCGGAUCCGGCAUCAUGGCCCGAUCCUAAAGCCGCUGCUGAGCAGCGUGACCAGGCAAAGAACAAGCAGAUUGAGAAGCAUGAGAAGAGCGAGAAUGCCGAGGAGAAGGGUCAAGAGGAGUCCGCUCCAUCCCGCAAGAAGACCUGGGAGAAGCUUGACAUUGUCCCCUCUGUGGUGUUCGAGACCCAGCUGCCCAUCCGCGGUUCGAAGCCCCGUGGUGGCGCGCGCGGUGGCCGUGAGGCUGGCUCAAUGCGCGGCAGCCACUCCAGCACAUCUGGUGGCGCCUCUCACUCUACUUCUAACUCUGUGAACGACAAGUCGGCAUCUUCUGGUGUCUCGGCUGGUGCGAGACCUGCGACUACUCGCCCCCGCGAGGGCAGUCUUCCUGUGCGUUCUGCUCCUCAGUCUCAGCAGGCCCAGCCUUCCAAGCGCGCUCCGGCCGAUGGCCCUUCUCGGGAGCAGCGCAAGCCGGCCGCCCCGGCAAACAGCAACAGCACAGCUGACCAGGCGCGCGACGCCCCUAGCGCUGACGCAUCUUCUGUAAGUCAUCCGCAUGAGGCGAGCGGCCGCCCUGCCCCACACAACCGCCAGUCUUCUUUCGCAGCAGGGGCUAAUCGAGGUUUCAAGGCCUCUAAGCGCAGCAGUGCUACCCGGGACAUCCGGACUGAGAACGGCGGUAGUGUCAACUCCGAGGCCGGCCAGGCGGCUGCCCGGUCAGCUCCUCAGGAGAGGACCAACUUCCAGGGUAGGAGUGACAACCACAACAACACGAGCGGCCAGUACCCGGCGAGAGACGGUCGCCCUGAGCGUGGCCGUGGUGGCUAUCGUGCCCGCGGAGGCCAUAACGGCGCCUCUUCGCACAUCUCAUCCGGCUCCUAUGCCGCCAACGGACACUACACAGCUCCGGGAGCCUUCGGGUCUCGUCAAAACCACAACCCUCACAGCCCUCCUGCUUUCUCGGGCCAGUAUGCUGGUCCUUUCGGCCACCCUGGUAGGGGUCGAGGAAACAAGUGGGCCGGUGCUGGCCAGUCGGCCGGCCGUGGCAACCACAGCGUGAGUGGCUUCCCGCCGAAGCCGGCUCAGGUCGCCGACUUUACCGUUCCUCAGUACACGCAGUACAUGUACACUCCUAUCUACGACCCGACCAUUUCCAUCCUCAAGGCCCAGGUCGAGUACUACCUCUCUGUUGAGAACCUCUGUAAGGAUUACUACCUCCGCCAGCACAUGGAUGGCCAAGGGUUCGUUCAUCUGUCUACCAUUGCCGGAUUCAAGCGGAUAAAGGCGGUGACAGAGGAGCUGGAACUCCUGCGCUUUGCUUGCUCGCUCUCGGACCAGAUUGAGUUUGGUGUUGGCGAGGACGGAAUUGAGCGUUUGCGCAUCCGCGAAAAGUGGCAACACUUCGUCCUGCCUGUUCACGAGCGUCUGGAGGCUUACCGCAACAACGGACCAACCAACUUUGUGCCUUACAUGAAGCCGGAUGCCGCUCAGUUCGCCAUCCAGUACCACGUUCCGUUCAUGGCGCAGCCCUACCCACCGGUCGCUGCUCCCGGUGCGUUCCCGGCCUACCCUGAGGAUCCCGCCCUCUUUCAGGUUGCCUAUGGCAACGGGGUUCACUACGAUCCUACUAUCGCCAUGAACGGUACGCAUGUCAACGGUGUCCAUGGUCCCCACGACUCUCGGCUGUCUGCUGGUGUUCCGGAAUAUGCUCCGCCCCAGUCUCCCGUGACUCUGGAAAGCAUGACCAAUUUCUCGGAUGCUCAAGUGGAGAACAUGAUGGUGAUCCUGGGCUACGAGGAGAAGGAGGAGUCGGGGGUUGCCGGCUACGUUUCCGAGAAGCCCGAGGUUGCUCCAAAUGAGGAUGCUCCCAUCUCUGCUGAGGCACAGAGCACCAAGGAGGCGUCUAAUACUGCGGCGGCCAAUACCGAGCCCCAGUCGGAGCGUGGUAUCGUCUGGGUUGCCGGAUCUUCCAAGGAGCAGCAGGAGCGUAAGCCCUAUGUCGAAAUCCGCAAGCUUGCCCUUGAGCAGCGUCAGAAGGCGCAGCCUGGUGAGACCCCAAAGGAAAUGCAGAAGCUUUACAAGUUUUGGUCUCAGAUGUUGCUCAACGACUUCAAUGCUAAGGUCUACACCGAGUUCCGGGAUUUCGCCAUGGAGGAUGCUUCUCGGGAACCGGCAUCCCGCUGUGGUCUGAAGUAUCUCCUGGAGUUCUUCGACAAACUCCUGCUUAAGACCAACACUCGCAAGCCGUGGCCUCAGGACCGUGCUGUGCCUGAGAUUUUCACGACUCACUUCCACGAGGCCGCCGAGCUCGACCGGAAGCUCGCUGAUAAGGAGGCUGCCGCAGCUACUGCGGCCAAUUGA